AUGAGAACUGUAAAUAACAAGAUGCAGGCAGAUACUGCUCUUCACCGUGAGAACUCAACAACAAUUCUCAGCAGUUCAAUCGACCGUAUUCGGUGUAUUGAGCUUCACGGAAGGGAUGCUAUUGUCAUCCUCAUGAAUAAACUGAAAGGUAAGGAACGUCCUUCCGAAUCUAGGACUACAGCCAUCCAGUUCCGUAUCCUGCGGGAGGAUUCCAAGCAGGAUAUACAACGGAGAAAGUCAGCCGUCAUCGAGAUUGGCGUUGAAGCAGGAAUGAGGUCGUACGUUACCCACGGCUCUUAA
Messenger RNA from Nezara viridula (southern green stink bug), 300 nucleotides. Lineage: Eukaryota; Metazoa; Arthropoda; Insecta; Hemiptera; Pentatomidae. The record is from the annotation of a GenBank genome assembly.